Molecule: messenger RNA, 879 nt
Organism: Trachymyrmex cornetzi
Lineage: Eukaryota; Metazoa; Arthropoda; Insecta; Hymenoptera; Formicidae
Exons: 3
Source: RefSeq, a predicted model, not a curated record
AUGCGCGCGGGAUGUCACUUCGAGGUGCCGCGAGAAAUUAUCCUGAAGAAAGCGGUGGUCAGUGUGAAAUCCAUGGACAAUGCGUGCUUCACGUGGUCGGUGGUCGCUGCUCUAUACCUGGCUAAAAGUCAUGCAGAUAGAAAAUCGUCGUAUCCACAUUACACAACAGUGCUGAAUUUCGCGGGUAUUGAAUUUCCGAUGACAUUAAAAGACAUUCUGAAAUUCGAACGUUUAAACGCUGUGUCAAUCAACGUGUACGGCAUCGAGAAUAAGCAGAUCCUUCCUCUGCGACUCACAGACGACAAGAAGGAGAAACACGUCAAUCUCCUGUACCUGCAAGAUCCACGCAACGACGGUGUAGGCCACUUUGCGUGGAUAAAAGAUUUGUCGCGCCUUGUGAGAUCGCAACUUACCGGGAAAAAGAACAAGAAAUAUUUCUGCGACCGAUGCCUGCACUAUUUUGGCUCAAACGAAAGAUUGCAGACGCACGAAGUGGACUGCCAAAAACUGAACGAUUGUGCCAUCCACCUGCCGAGCGAGAACGAUAGAUGGCUCGAAUUUGGAAACCACCGCAACCAGGAACGCGUUCCAUUCAUCGUCUACGCCGACCUGGAGUGCGUCCUAAGGAAGACGGAGCCCGACAAAGAAGAUGCGUCGUCGUACGAGUAUCAGCGGCACGAAGUAUUCAGCAUAGGAUACUACACCAUGGAGAAUGUGCGCAACCACGUAGACGUAAAAUUAGUAACGAAAUGGGACGGACGAUACGGUGCAGAGGCAAUGAUAGCGAAACCGAAUUGUCACAGCCGCAGCGUCUUUGCGGAGAAUCUAAUCGCCGUCGAAAUGCGCAAACUCGAGUUGAAGUUCAACAAGCCGAUUUAC